UAAAAGCUUAUUGAGCUUUAAGCUUUAUGAAGCCAAAAAGUGCUUAGGAAGAUUCGAUGAAAAAGUUAAGAGCCUUUAGUUUUAAAUGUUUACAUGUCAUGUGUUAAAGAAUAAUAUUUAGAUUACGGAAUGUAAAGACGCCACAUAAGCCAUAUCAAAAAAUGACUCGAAAAAAACGGGAAAACAUAAUAAAGAAAUAUAUAAUAGACCAAAGUACCCUCAAAAGGGUAUGUUUUUCAUACAUAAUGUUUUCGAUAGUCAUAAUUGCAAAUGCUUUGCCUCCAGUAAUACGCGUAGGUGCCAUAUUUACUGAGGAUGAGCGUGAAAGCAGUAUCGAAUCAGCAUUUAAAUACGCGAUAUACCGCAUCAACAAGGAAAAAACUCUUCUUCCCAAUACACAACUUGUGUACGAUAUUGAGUAUGUGCCUCGAGAUGACUCUUUUCGCACCACCAAAAAGGUUUGCCGGCAGUUGGAAGCAGGAGUUCAAGCAAUUUUUGGUCCAACUGACACUCUUCUUGCUGGUCAUGUACAAUCUAUCUGCGAAGCUUAUGAUAUACCCCACAUUGAAGUUCGAAUUGAUCUGGAAUAUAAUUCUAAAGAAUUUUCCAUCAACUUGUAUCCAUCGCACACUCUAUUAACUCUAGCAUAUAGAGAUAUAAUGGUCUACUUAAACUGGACAAAGGUUGCAAUUAUUUAUGAGGAAGACUAUGGACUGUUUAACUUGAUGCACUCAUCAACAGAGACGAAAGCGGAAAUGUAUAUAAGGCAAGCCAGUCCGGAAUCCUAUCGUCAAGUCCUACGAGCAAUCCGCCAAAAGGAAAUAUACAAAAUAAUAGUGGAUACAAGUCCAUCUCACAUAAAAACUUUUUUUAGAUCCAUUUUGCAACUGCAAAUGAAUGAUCACAGAUAUCACUAUAUGUUUACAACAUUCGACUUGGAAACAUAUGACUUAGAGGAUUUCAGAUAUAACAGUGUAAAUAUAACUGCAUUUCGAUUGGUUGAUGUCGAUAGCAAAAGAUAUCUUGAAGUUAUAGAUCAAAUGCAAAAACUUCAACACAAUCGUUUGGAAAACGUAAACGGAAUACCUUAUAUACAGACAGAGUCUGCUUUAAUGUUUGAUUCGGUAUACGCGUUUGCGUAUGGGUUACACUUUUUAAGUUUAGAUAAUCGUCCAAAUUUUUCAAUAAAAAACCUUUCCUGCACCUCUGACCGAACAUGGGAUGAUGGAAUUUCGUUGUAUAACCAAAUAAAUGCAGCAAUUACAGACGGUUUGACUGGCAAUGUCAAUUUUGUGGAAGGUCGCCGAAACAAGUUUAAACUGGACAUUUUAAAAUUAAAGCAAGAAAAAAUUCAAAAGGUUGGAUACUGGCAGCCCGAUGGUGGUGUGAACAUUUCGGACCCAACGGCUUUCUAUGAUUCCAACAUCGCAAAUAUAACAUUGGUCGUUAUGACUAGAGAGGAGCGACCAUAUGUUAUGGUCAAGGAGGAUAAAAAUCUUACAGGAAAUAUUAGAUUUGAAGGAUUUUGUAUUGAUCUUCUCAAAGCGAUCGCUCAACAAGUUGGAUUUCAAUACAAAAUCGAGUUAGUUCCCGAUAAUAUGUACGGUGUUUUCAUACCAGAGACUAAUUCAUGGAAUGGAAUUGUGCAAGAGUUAAUGGAAAGGCGUGCCGAUCUAGCUGUAGCUUCAAUGACAAUUAACUACGCUCGGGAGAGUGUUAUUGAUUUUACAAAACCAUUUAUGAAUUUGGGCAUUGGUAUAUUAUUUAAGGUGCCGACAAGUCAACCCACUCGACUCUUCUCCUUUAUGAACCCUUUGGCAAUCGAGAUAUGGCUUUAUGUGCUAGCUGCUUAUAUAUUAGUAUCCUUCGCGCUCUUUGUGAUGGCUCGAUUUUCUCCAUAUGAGUGGAAAAACCCUCAUCCGUGCUACAAGGAAACUGAUAUAGUGGAAAAUCAGUUUUCUAUAUCAAACAGUUUUUGGUUUAUAACAGGAACAUUCUUACGCCAAGGAUCUGGACUUAAUCCGAAGAUUUCAGAUCGAGCUCAAACGAAAUUUUUUGCGUUUUUAUCACCACUUGCCAUUGAAAUUUGGUUUUAUAUUGCAUUUGGAUAUAUUUUUGUAUCAAUUUGCAUUUGGAUUGUUGCUCGAUUAUCACCGAUCGAAUGGGUUAAUUCAAAGCCACCCUGUUCAAUGGCUUGUGACCAUAUAUUGCGCGAAAUUCACAAAGAAAAUUGCCUUGAUGAACAAUUGGAAUUAAUAAACAGAAAAAAAAUGUCAGAAGAUGAUGAAGAAGUAUAUUUAAACACAGACCGCAAAAUAAACAAAUCCAAUAAUUAUGUUGAACAUGGUGAUACUAUUUGUGGACAUGAUUUACGUUUACCGCCAUCUAAUGAUGUUGAUGAAGAGGCAUCGGAAGAUAAUACAGUGGAUUUAGUUCGAAUACAAAACAAUUUCACUUUAAAAAAUAGUUUUUGGUUUGCCAUUGGCGCUCUUAUGCAACAAGGUUCUGACUUAUAUCCUAGGGCUACCUCAACGCGUAUUGUUGGUGGAUGCUGGUUCUUUUUUUGCCUAAUAAUUAUCUCAUCAUACACUGCCAACUUAGCUGCUUUUUUAACUGUUGAACGGAUGAUAUCGCCUAUAGAAAGCGCUUCUGACUUGGCAGAUCAAACGGAAAUAUCAUAUGGUACUUUGGAAGGUGGAUCAACAAUGACAUUUUUUAGGGACUCUAAAAUUGGCAUUUAUCAAAAAAUGUGGCGUUAUAUGGAGAAUCGUAAAGCUGCGGUUUUUGUUAAGACAUACGAAGAUGGAAUUAAACGCGUAAUGGAAGGAAGCUACGCAUUUUUAAUGGAAUCUACAAUGCUGGACUACGCUGUUCAACGUGAUUGUAAUCUAACGCAAAUAGGAGGCUUGCUGGACUCUAAGGGUUAUGGUAUCGCGACACCAAAGGGUUCUCCCUGGAGAGAUAAAAUUUCACUUGCUAUUUUGGAGCUACAAGAAAAAGGCAUUAUUCAAAUAUUAUAUGAUAAAUGGUGGAAAAACACGGGUGAUGUUUGCAACAGGGAUGAUAAAAGCAAGGAGUCGAAAGCCAAUGCACUUGGAGUAGAAAAUAUUGGUGGCGUAUUUGUUGUUCUUCUCUGUGGACUUGCUCUUGCUGUUGUUGUGGCCAUAUUCGAGUUUUGUUGGAAUUCCAGAAAAAAUUUGAACACCGAAAAUCAAUCACUGUGCUCAGAAAUGGCUCAAGAGCUUCGAUUUGCUAUGCACUGCCAUGGAUCAAAAUCAAAACAUAGACCACGAAAACGGAAUUGCAUAAAAUGCUCUUCUGGACCAACAUACGUUCCGAGUAAUAUGAGUAUGCCAAAUGUGGGCGUACACUAUAAUUAUUUUAAUUAAAUUUGAUACUGCUGAUAAACAAAUAGGGAAAAAAAUGUUUUUGAUUU
Drosophila rhopaloa is the source of this 3436-nucleotide messenger RNA. Its product is annotated as glutamate receptor ionotropic, kainate 2. Gene Ontology annotation, biological process: monoatomic ion transport. The transcript has 15 exons. Bases 162 to 3389 code for a protein of 1075 amino acids. Lineage: Eukaryota; Metazoa; Arthropoda; Insecta; Diptera; Drosophilidae. Gene Ontology annotation, cellular component: plasma membrane; postsynaptic membrane. Gene Ontology annotation, molecular function: glutamate-gated receptor activity. The record is from RefSeq and is a predicted model, not a curated record.